UUUUGGUCUAAUUUAUUCCCACUUUAUUUUUGGUUCGCUCUCUUCAUUCUAAUUCCUCUUCUAAAAGCUUGCACACCAGGCGAGGAGGCAUCAUGUUAUACGCCAUUUUCCACUAUCUCGGGGGCGUAGAAGAAACGGUAGCAUCUAUACUAAAACUGGCGCCCACCGUCGGCUACUAUGUGACCGCAAUGGUCGUCGGCCUGACACUGUUCGGCCUGUCCGCAGUCUGGCUCUUCCAGCGCGACAUGGUCUACCCAGCAGCGUUCCCAGCGCACUCUCGCGAGCGCGUAUCCCUCCCCUCGCAGUUCGGCAUGCCGCACUUUGACGACAUCCGCCUCGAAACCCCGACAAGGACGAAAAACGCACCGACACUGCUGUACUUCCACGCCAACGCUGGAAACAUGGGCCACAGACUGCCGAUUGCCAAGCUUAUGUACGAGAUGCUCGGGUGCAAUGUGUUUAUGCUGUCGUACCGCGGAUACGGGCUUUCCGAGGGCCAGCCGUCGGAGGCUGGUAUUAAGACCGAUGCGCAGACGGCGCUGGAGUUUGUCCGCUCGCACCCGCUGACGGCCAACACCAAGCUGGUGGCCUACGGGCAGUCGCUGGGCGGCGCCGUGGCCAUCGACCUUGUGGCGGCCAACGAGCCCGAGUUUGCCGGAAUCAUCUUGGAGAACACCUUUCUUUCCAUCGCCAAGCUGGUGCCCAGCGUUCUGCCCAUCCUCAAGUACGUGACGUUCCUAGCCAGCGAGAAGUGGAACUCGGAGCAGGCUAUCCGCAAGAUCACCACAGUGCCUGUGCUCUUCCUCUCUGGUCUUCAAGACGACCUGGUGCCGCCGCCGCAGAUGCGCAAGCUGCACGAGCUGGCUGCGCGCAACCAGGACGGGAAGAGCAUGAAGGUUACGUGGGAGGAGUUUGCCAAUGGAAAGCACAACGACACGUGUGUACAGCCCGGGUACUACGAGAAGAUCUCGAACUGGUGGAAGAACACUGUGGUUACUGCUGCUCCCUAUGUGCCUACUGGCCGGCUGGGCGGUCUGGAGCCCAAAGACACUGUCGAAAAGUCUGAUGGCGAGAACAUCUACCGCGUCGAGUCCGCUUCGGCCGACCGGAGCUUUGAGGAUGCCGAGGGCAGCACGCCGGCUGGCGGCUCCAAGAAGCAUGACUGAUGCGAGUCGUAGAUCAAUCAGGCGAUUAGCAGAUCCUCUGGAUUUGUGAGCACUCAGUGACAAAUGACCCAGAAAAUUAUUUUUUAUGUUUUGAAACCUCGCCUAUUUCUCACACACAAUAAUAUCCAUGUUUGACGGUUUU
Molecule: messenger RNA, 1308 nt
Organism: Kickxella alabastrina
Lineage: Eukaryota; Fungi; Kickxellomycota; Kickxellomycetes; Kickxellales; Kickxellaceae
Product: Alpha/Beta hydrolase protein
Exons: 3
Coding region: 93-1166 (357 amino acids)
Cellular component (GO): membrane
Molecular function (GO): palmitoyl-(protein) hydrolase activity
Source: RefSeq, a predicted model, not a curated record